Messenger RNA from Fraxinus pennsylvanica, 729 nucleotides. NCBI's taxonomy places the organism in Eukaryota, Viridiplantae, Streptophyta, Magnoliopsida, Lamiales, Oleaceae. The record is from the annotation of a GenBank genome assembly.
AUGGUUAGUCUAGUUUCUCGCACGGGAAGGCAUAUGCAGCGAUACAAUUUUCAUGGCCAUCGCCAAGUAGUGGGAUGUAUUCCUUACAGAUAUAAAGAUACACAUGGGACAUCUAUAGUGGAUGAGGAGUCAAUUGAAGUUUUAGUUAUUACUUCACAGAGAAAAGGGAAAGGGAUGUUGUUUCCAAAGGGAGGUUGGGAGGAAGAUGAAUCCAUUAAAGAUGCAGCAUUGCGCGAAACGGUGGAGGAAGCUGGGGUAGUAGGUGAAGUCGAGUGUGAAUUGGGUAAAUGGACUAUCAAGGGCAAAAAUGAAGACACAUGUUGUGAGGGAUACAUGUUCCCUUUACUUGUCAAAGAGCAACUAGAUUCUUGGCCAGAGAAAGACGUCCGGCAAAGAAUAUGGGUUAGUGUUAGAGAAGCUAGGAAAGUUUGCCAGUAUUGGUGGAUGAAGGAAGCCUUGGAAUUAUUUGUGAAUCACCUCACAUCACAAGAAUGCCGUCGGGUGCUGGAAAAGCAAGGUGACAGCCACUUCAACUCGAAGAAAAUGAGAACCGGAAUUAGUUUUCAUGACAAACAUAUAAACAGAGCAGCCAUUGAUGAACAGAAACAUGUAGUUUAUGAGACAAGUAACACUUCAAAGUACAUUGCAUCAAGGAAUUUACCUCCGUCUGCUCCUUCCAUGCUUGCAAAUUUAACUUCAGAGUACACUUCAGAGGCUACUUUCGGGUAG